AUGAGCCAGGAAUGGAACCAGGCCUCGUUUGCCGACGAGGUCUACACAACGUCUUAUGUGCCUACCGAUCCAGUGUAUCAGCCGGAGACCAGCCAGGACUUCCAGGGUCCGAUUUACGCGCACGCAGCUCCAUGCACUAGUGCCUACGUCACAUUUGCGCCUUCGCAAUGGCUACAAACGCCACAGGAAUCUGUAGUACAAGGCCUAUCGCCUGUUCUGAGCCAAGAGAGCCAGAGCUCACAUACUUUUACGUCUUUGUCUGAACCGGACCCCUCCUUGUUGCCUCCCAGCUUGGAUACGUCCUACCCGGUGGAUCCGUCAUGGAGCACCUACUCUUCCGAGACAUACCACGGCCAUAUGCUCCCGGCAGGAUCCGUGCCAUAUGAAUCGUACCCUGUGUACGGACCCUCCAUGCCUGCACCUCAUUCUGCGCUGUCGGAAGGAUCCCGGUCAUUUGUUCCUGGUCAUGCUCCGCAGUACUUCCAGCCAAGGCAUGCCGUACCAUACUCGGUGAUGCAGAGACGGCCAUUACUUCCCAGGACACACAGUACGGCUGUACCCAGUCAGCCGGUAUUUGGAUACCAGCGUAUACUCCGGCCUCAUGUCACGAUGCCGCAGAAUGCACAUGCAUUCAUGCCUACGGUAAGUAAUGUGCCACAUGAGGUUCGGCCCACCACCUCGGCCCUGUUGGAUGUACCGGUUUCCAUGCCAGCGCCAGCUGUCGCGACGAACGUCCCUGGAAGUCCAUUUGGUGUGCUACCAGCACGUUCCAUGGAGACCGUAAGACCAGAGCUUGCCGUGCAGACCCAGCCCAUUGGACCCGUUGGAUACUGGGUUGACCACACCGAGGACUGGAGCUCCUCCGUCCGGACGGAUCUAGAUAUGCACCGCUCACCAAUGCUUACAUACAGGUCAGACUCGAGCGCUCGCCGAUUCAAGUUGUGUAAUACUGAUGUUUCUGCCAGCACUUCUCAAAGCUACGCCACUGUACAACCGCCGCUCGUUGUCUCUCCGCGCGCUGUCAAGCCUUUGGUAGCCAAGCUGGACAGGAUCCCUAGGAUGGACGAGCAGAGUGCCCAAACGUCCCGUGCAUCAACAGGUCCAGCUUCUGAUAGCGAGGAAGGCCGCCACAGGACCCACGUGUUGUACAGCAAGGAAGCAGAAGCCGAUGGACUGUACCAUUGCCCAUUCAAGGACGACCCAACCUGUCAACAUCAGCCAACGAAGUUGAAGUGCAAUUAUGACAAAUUCAUCGACUCGCACAUCAAGCCCUUUCGGUGCAAGAAUGAUGGUUGUGCCAAGCAGGAAUUCUCCUCCACAGCUUGCUUGCUCCGACAUGAAAGAGAGGCCCAUGGUAUGCACGGACACGGUGACCGGCCUCAUCUUUGCUACUAUACUGGUUGUGAACGUGGCAUGCCCGGCAACGGAUUUCCGAGGAGAUAUAACCUAUUUGACCAUAUGAAGCGUGUCCAUGACCACAAGGAGGACAUCCAUGCCAUGGAUGGAAGCUCAGCUGUUGUUGGAUCCUCCAAGCGUGCUGGUGGCCGCAAGAGGAAGGCUUCUGUUCCCGCUGCCGACGAACCCGUGGCGCAGAGGCAGAUGUCGCAGCUUCCUCCAGUCCAGAUUCCGGUUGCCCAGACUGUGCAGAUGCCAUAUCCAGCUUAUCCUCAGGCCACCAUGGUCCCGUACCCACAGGAGGUCUACUCUGCUCCAGCCGAGCCAAGAAAAGGACAUCAUCAACGUCAGAGAGUGCUAUAUACCCAGUGGGCUAAUCAGCGGGACAUGGUUGCCAGACAAAUGGAUUUUGUGCAAAGCCCGGAUGAUGAAGCCGGACUUCAACAAUUGAGCCAUAACAUUGCCGAGCUUAGGAGACUCUCCCAGGACGCCAAACGUGGCUGA
Recurvomyces mirabilis is the source of this 1899-nucleotide messenger RNA. RefSeq lists its product as uncharacterized. The record is from RefSeq and is a predicted model, not a curated record. NCBI's taxonomy places the organism in Eukaryota, Fungi, Ascomycota, Dothideomycetes, Mycosphaerellales, Teratosphaeriaceae. Bases 1 to 1899 code for a protein of 632 amino acids. The transcript has 2 exons.